Tribolium castaneum (red flour beetle) is the source of this 1906-nucleotide messenger RNA. Its product is annotated as F-box/LRR-repeat protein 4. The record is from RefSeq and is a predicted model, not a curated record. The transcript is spliced from 10 exons. Gene Ontology annotation, molecular function: protein binding. NCBI's taxonomy places the organism in Eukaryota, Metazoa, Arthropoda, Insecta, Coleoptera, Tenebrionidae. The coding region runs from base 64 to 1827 and encodes 587 amino acids. Gene Ontology annotation, cellular component: SCF ubiquitin ligase complex. Gene Ontology annotation, biological process: SCF-dependent proteasomal ubiquitin-dependent protein catabolic process.
GAGGGUCGCUGGUCGUGUUGUGUCACUUGUCAGUUUGACGUUUGAGGUUAUGUAAUCGUCAAAAUGCAGCCUAAUUUAAUUAAAUCAGUUCGACCACUAACCGAAUUUGAAAAAAAAUUCAUUCCGGUGGAAAUUAUGGUCCGGGACAUGAACAGUUGGGAGCAAUACGCCGAAAAAGUAAUCAACUUCACCUCGAGAUAUAACAUCAGUUUCAGUAUUUCUUAUGCUCCGGACAACCUUGUGGGGAAAUACACCAAAUACCCAUCGUACGGGGAUUUCCCAGAGACGUACAGUUUGAGGUCUUAUGGCCGGUGGUGGAAAGAAAGUGAGGCCCACCAGCUGGAGUACAUGCCUCAGGAGAGCGACCCCCUGGGGGCCGAGGACUACGUCACUUUGGGGUUUGAGCGAGCCGUAGUCCCACGGGACGUUUGCAUUUAUGAGACGUACAACCCGGGGGCUGUCGUUCGGAUUUGGGGCCGCUUCACAGAACUACACUGGAAGUUGUUGUGGCAGGGCCCCCCACAAGUGUGUGCGGAGGAAUCCCGCAAGUUUCACCCCACCAUAAAAAAAUACAACUGCUUGAUCAAUGAAAUUCGGCUCGAAUUCAACCAAAGUCAUUUGAAAUAUCACACAGCAAUCGAUGCCGUCCUUCUAGGGGGCUAUCAACCCAAACGCAUUCUCCAGCAGCAUGUCUUACAAAACGACUUGCUCAACUGGAAAAUUUCCGAGGACGAGAGCCCCGAAAAACAAUUGACUGACACCGAUCCUGCGAACGGCAACUGUGAUUUUUUCGCACGUCUUCCUCAUGAAGUAAUUUUGCAUAUUUUCCAAUAUCUGGACUUGAAGUCGUUAUGUCGCUGUGCCCAAGUGAACAAAACGUGGUACGACGCCACCCUAGACCCCGUCUUGUACCAAAACUUGUCCCUCAAACGCUAUUGGCACCGAAUCAACAGCAAAAAUCUAAAUUACUUCAAAAAUCGGUGCCUGGGAAUACGAAAACUCGACUUGUCGUGGUGUGGAAGCGACGAUAAGUUCUUUUCAAGCACUUUCCUCCUGUUUUUACACCACUGCUGCCAACACCUCACUCACUUAUCAUUAUGUCAUUGCGAAUUCGUCAACAAUGAAAUCGUUGCGAAAAUUUCGCAAUGUCGCGAAUUGACAGAACUACGCCUACGUAACACUAAACCCGACUAUUACGCUUUCCAGCACUUAGCUCGUCUGAAUAAAUUAAUCACGUUGGAUUUGUGUUGCACUAACGUGACAGACGACCCGCUGAUGACAAUCCUGAAAGCCAAUCAGAAUUUGACACAUUUGAUGCUGGAUUUCUGCGAAAAUAUCGAGCGACUCGACCAGAUUGUUGAAACUGUGGCUAGUUAUAAUAAAAAUUUGAGGACGUGGAGUUCCUUUAAAACCACUACUUUGGUAUCCGGUGGCUUGCAUUUUGCCAGGUGUACCAACUUGAGAGAGUUAGAUUUGGGUUGGUGCUUCCUGUUUGCACACCCGGGGGAUUGUUUGGAGAAAAUUGCUGCCAACUGUCGCCAUUUAAAAAGGUUGAUUAUCUCACAGUGGAGGGGCGUUAACGACCAAAUGCUUUUGCCAGUGGUCACGUGUUGUAAAGAUUUAAGACAAUUGGACUUGUUAGGGAUUAAAAGUAUUACCGGUGAUAUAUGCGAGAGAGCGCUUGUGUCGCUAUCUCAUUUAAAAUUGCUCGAUAUUAGUUUUUGCGAUUCCAUUUCUGAUGAUCAAGUUCUUUUAUGGCGUACGAAUUAUCCCAAUGUCACUAUACAAAGGAGCUGUCAAUUUCUCGUCACGGAUUAUUUAAAUUAGAAUGUGAUGAUUAUAGUUUAAGGACCAAAAAUUGUGAUAUUGUUAGUAUUACCAACUGUUGCAAUAAAUAGAACUGAAA